GCUGUAUGUGAAAGUGAAAGUACAAGAGAGAAACCAAGAAAGCUGCUUCAUGCCGGAGCAGCAGACAGAAACUCUGCUUUUCCAACUCUGAUCAAGCGAUUGAAAAGGCGAUAGUUCUAUUCCUGGCUCAAGGGCACGUGUGUUUCCAGCAGCAUGCCGGGCACUCAGCUGUAUCUGGAGGCCCUGUCUGCCCUCUCGGGCUGCAACGUCCAGCUCACCAGCGGGAACUCCCAGCUCACGUCGCAGGACUUUGUCAACAUAGUGGCCCUGCGGGAGUUUUACAAGCAGGAGGGCCUGACGGAGCUGGAGUACCCGAGUCUGGGGACCCUGUCCCUGCAGGAAAUAGACGACCUGGACAGCAAGGACAUGUACAGUUCCCCACUGGCUCUCACUGCACCCGAGAGGAAACCUGCAAGUGCAACCACCGUCAAGAUCAACCCUGCAGACUUCUUCGAUCCUGCCUACAACUAUGACUUUACCAACAUAAAGGAUGGAAGUGCAAAGUUCCUGCGCGGCGACGAGCCCUACGUCCGUCCCUGCGGGUGGAACCGGGUCGCCCUGCGGGUCAUCAAGAAGUACGAGGACGGGGAGAAGUGGCUGGGGACGGGGAAGGACGCCUGGCCCGUCUCCUACCACGGACACAACAUGGACGGCUCCCUGGGCAUCAUCCUCACCCACCAGGGAGACCCGGAGGACCAGCCCAGCUUCCUGGAGGCCGGGGCCAGCUUUCUCCUCAGCGAGGAGACCCGGGGCAAGGGCGUUUACUCCACACCGGAGAUCAAGACGGCAGAGAAAUACUGCAAAACCUUCAAGUCCAAGGCGGACGGGAAGACGUACAAAGUGGUUCUGCAGAACCGCAUCAACCCAGAGAAAAGGGUGAAGUGCCAGAGGAAAGAUAUCUGGAUGGUUUACAUCCCCGACGGCUCCACUGAAGCCCAGAAGAGGGUGAUCGUGCAGGAAUCCAUCCGUCCCUACGGGCUGCUGCUGAAGCAGGCGUGAGCCGCCGCCCAGGACGAU
Cololabis saira (Pacific saury) is the source of this 1017-nucleotide messenger RNA. RefSeq lists its product as uncharacterized. The record is from RefSeq and is a predicted model, not a curated record. NCBI's taxonomy places the organism in Eukaryota, Metazoa, Chordata, Actinopteri, Beloniformes, Belonidae. The transcript has 2 exons. Bases 154 to 999 code for a protein of 281 amino acids.